Molecule: messenger RNA, 5222 nt
Organism: Manacus vitellinus (golden-collared manakin)
Lineage: Eukaryota; Metazoa; Chordata; Aves; Passeriformes; Pipridae
Gene: UGGT2
Product: UDP-glucose glycoprotein glucosyltransferase 2
Exons: 38
Coding region: 199-4416 (1405 amino acids)
Cellular component (GO): endoplasmic reticulum
Molecular function (GO): UDP-glucose:glycoprotein glucosyltransferase activity
Source: RefSeq, a predicted model, not a curated record
UUCAUUGCAGAGGAUGGUAAUGAGAAGUUUUGGCAGUUCUUGGAAACUGUACGGGAAUUAACAGUUUAUAAGCAAGGAGAUUCAGAGUAUUCCUAUUACAAUUUAAUCUUGAAAAAAGCAGGACAAUUUUUAUCCAAUUUGCAAAUCAAUCUGUUGAAGUUUGCACUUUCCAUACGGGCUUAUUCUCCAACUGUUCAGAUGUUUCAGCAGAUUGCAGCUGAUGAACCUCCACCAGAAGGCUGCAGUGCAUUUGUGGUUAUCCAUGAGAAGCACACCUGUAAGACUAAUGAAAUAAAAAAGCUGCUGAAGAAGGCUACUAAGAGACCCAGGCCAUAUCUUUUUAAAGGAGACCAUAAAUUCCCAGCUGUCAAAGAGGAUGGCCCAGUGGUUGUUCUGUAUGCAGAAAUGGGUACAAAAGACUUUGCCAAAUUCCACAAGAUUUUAUCUGAGAAGGCACAAAAGGAGGAAAUUGUUUAUGUUCUCCGGCAUUAUGUUCAGAAACCAGGUCCCAGGAAAAUGUAUUUAUCUGGAUAUAGUGUGGAACUUGCAAUAAAGAGUACAGAAUAUAAAGCAGUAGAUGACACGCAGGUUAAAGGAGCAAAUGAGACAAAAGAAGAGGAAGAUGAGGAAGAGGAAGAGGAAAGUGAUGUCCAGGGAUUUCUCUUUGGCAAAUUAAAACAGAUAUAUCCUGAUCUGAAAAAUAACCUGAAAAAGUUUAAAAAACAUCUAAUUGAAACUACUAACAACAUGGAACCGCUGAAGGUUUGGGAGCUACAGGAUCUUAGUUUUCAAGCAGCUGCUCGAGUUAUGUCUGCCCCUGUUUAUGAUGCUUUAAAGGUAAUGAAAGACAUUGCUCAGAACUUCCCAAUAAGAGCCAGAUCACUGACAAGAGUGACCAUAGACAAGGAAAUGCGAAAUGAAAUAGAAGAAAAUCAGAAGCAUUUUCAUGAAACACUUGGAAUCCAACCUGGAGAAGCACAUUUGUUUCUAAAUGGCCUUCCUAUUGACUUGGAUUUUCAUGAUCCUUUUAGUAUCUUAGAGACUCUUAAACUGGAAGGAAAAGUGAUGCAUGGCCUUCAUGAACUUGGAAUCAAAGAGGAGAUCCUGAGUAAAUUUAUGAGGUUGCAUAUACAUCCUACAGAUAACAGUUAUGCACUAGAUAUUCGUCACUCUUCGAUAGUAUGGAUUAAUAAUAUCGAACAAGAUCACAGCUAUAGCACAUGGCCUGAAAGCUAUCAGGAACUGCUAAGACCCACACUUCCUGGAGUUCUGCAGCAGAUUAGACGCAAUUUACAUAAUUUGGUACUUUUUGUUGAUCCUGUCCAAGAAGAUACAGGUGAUUACAUGAAAGUGGCAGAGUUAUUCUACCAUUAUAAUGUACCACUUAGAAUUGGAAUUGUUUUCAUUUUAAAUACAAAAGAAGAAAUUGAUGGAAAUGAAGAUGCUGGAAUAGCUCUUUGGAGAAGUUUUAGUUACAUUGCGGAGGAAUAUGACACCUUUCAGGCCUUUACCUCAAUAAUUAAGAUGUACCAUGAAGUGAGAGAUGGAAGUGUUCUAACAGUAGAUGAUGUGAAAGAUGUCCUUAGAAGUGAAUACCCCAAUGCUGAUGUUCAGAGUAUACUAGGUGUUCAUUCUGAAUAUGAUGAAGGGAGGAAGGCAGGAGCAACCUUUUAUAAAAGGAGUGGCCUGGGCCCAUUGCCUCAAGUGCUGUUUAAUGGCGUGCCCUUUAAUAGAGACGAGAUGGAUGUUGAAGAGUUAGAGACAGUUAUUCUUCAGAGGAUUAUUGAUGCCACCAAGUUCUUCCAGCGGGCAGUGUUCAUGGGUUUGCUAAAUGAUCACAUGAAUGCAAUAGAUUUUCUUAUGGACCAGAACAACAUAGUUUCCCGUAUAAACCCCACUAUUCUUGGAGCAGAAAGAAGAUACAUACCUUUCAGACCCACAUCCGUUCCAUUUGAUGUGGAAGACUUCUCUACUUUCUCCUUUUUGGACUCACAAGAUAAAAGUGCUGUAAUUUCAGACAACAUGAAGUAUUUAACAAAAAAGGAUGAAGAUGCAUUAUAUGCUGUUACUAUCUGGAUUAUUGCUGAUUUUGAUAAGCCAUCUGGUAGACGACUGCUUUCUAAUGCCUUGAAAAGCCUGAAAACAAGCAGUCAUACACGAGUAGGGAUUUUGAACAAUCCUUCAUCAAAAAUAAAGGAAUCUAACACAGCCAUUGCAAGAGGAAUUUUGUCUGCUUUUCUAACACAAAAUAACAGCAACUUAAAAAGUUUCCUCAGUAAACUCAGUAAGGAAGAGACAGCAAAAUCCCUUGCUGCUGGAACUAAAAUUACUAAAUUCCUCAUCCCAGGAAUGGAUGGCAAUACUUUUGAGAAGAAGUACAACACUUUAGGACUGGAUUUAAUUAAAACCCACCAGAUGUUCUGCCAAGAGGUUCUUAAACUGCUUCCUGGGCAAAUGGCUGUUAUGAGCAAUGGCAGGGUACUGGGUCCUUUAGAUGAAAAUGAAUUCUAUGCAGAAGACUUUGAUUUGUUAGAAAAGAUAACAUACAGUACCUCUGCGGAGAAGAUUAAAGCUCUUGUCAAAGAGAUGGGAAACAGCAGUAAAAGUGGCAGUGAUUUGAUUAUGAAAAUAGAUGCCCUGCUGUCAUCUUUGCCUAAAACAGAGACGAGACAGGAUGCUGAAUUACUUAAAGAGCAGCACAGUGUAGUAAAAGUCGACCCUCAACAAAAUGAACCAUUCUAUGAUGUUAUUGCUAUUGUGGAUCCAUUGACAAGAGAAGCACAGAAGAUGUCUCAUUUAUUGAUUGUACUCAAGGACGUUAUCAAUAUGAAGCUCAGGUUAUUUUUGAAUUGCAAAUCUAAGCUGUCAGAACUGCCACUGAAGAGCUUCUAUCGGUUUGUUCUGGAACCAGAAUUAAAUUAUGGGAUUAACAAACACCUUCCUUCUGAGCCUGUGGCAAAAUUCCUAGAAUUGCCAGAAUCGCCUCUUUUGACUCUAAACAUGAUCACUCCAGAAAGCUGGCUGGUUGAAGCAGUAAACAGUUCAUGUGAUCUCGAUAACAUUCAUUUACAGGAGGUAAAAGGGGCAGUUAUAGCAGAAUAUGAACUGGAAUAUAUAUUGCUUGAAGGGCAUUGCUUUGAUGUGACAACUGGACAACCUCCUCGAGGGUUACAGUUCACUUUGGGCACAAAGAAUAAUCCUGUCGUGGUUGAUACUAUUGUGAUGGCCAACCUCGGAUAUUUUCAGCUGAAAGCAAAUCCAGGAGCUUGGACACUGAGGUUGCGUAAAGGAAGAUCUGAAGAGAUUUAUCAGGUUUUUUCCCAUGAAGGAACAGAUUCUGUUGCUGACCUGACAGACAUUAUUGUGGUAUUAAACAACUUCAGAAGCAAAAUUAUCAAAGUUCAAGUACAGAAAAAGCCUGAUAAAAUGAAUGAAGAUCUCCUUACAGAUGGAACAGGAAAAUAUGGAAAUCUGGAAUCAGUUACAAGAUUUUCAGAAGAAAUUCCAACAGAAGAGAAGGAAAAGAAAAGUGAUAUUCUUAACAUUUUUUCUGUUGCUUCAGGCCAUUUAUAUGAACGUUUUUUAAGAAUUAUGAUGCUUUCUGUCCUACGUCAUACAAAAACACCAGUUAAAUUUUGGUUUCUGAAAAACUACCUCUCCCCUACAUUUAAGGAUGUUAUUCCUCACAUGGCUAAAAAGUAUGGUUUCAACUAUGAGUUAGUACAGUAUAAGUGGCCCCGCUGGCUUUAUCAACAGACAGAAAAACAGAGAAUUAUCUGGGGCUACAAAAUUCUUUUCUUGGAUGUUCUUUUCCCUUUGGCUGUGGAUAAAAUAAUAUUUGUCGAUGCUGACCAGAUUGUGAGAAGUGACCUGAAAGAACUCAGAGAUCUAGAUCUAAAUGGAGCUCCCUAUGGAUACACACCUUUCUGUGACAGCCGGAAGGAAAUGGAUGGGUACCGUUUCUGGAAAUCAGGAUACUGGGCAUCACAUCUUGGGAAAAGGAAAUACCAUAUUAGUGCCUUAUAUGUUGUGGAUCUGAAGACGUUCAGAAAGAUUGCAGCUGGAGACAGGCUUCGGGGCCAGUACCAGGCUCUUAGUCAAGAUCCAAACAGUCUGUCAAAUCUAGAUCAGGAUCUCCCCAAUAACAUGAUUCAUCAAGUAGCCAUUAAGUCUCUCCCUCAGGAGUGGCUUUGGUGUGAAACCUGGUGUGAUGAUCAGUCCAAGAAAAAGGCUAAAACAAUAGACUUGUGCAACAAUCCCCAAACCAAAGAACCAAAAUUAGAGGCUGCUGCCCGGAUAGUUCCUGAAUGGGUUGACUACGACUCUGAGAUACGAAAGUUAAUACAGCAAAUUGAAAAAGAGAAGAAAAAUCUAACAUCGUUAUUUCAAAAAGGUCUUAAACAUGAUGAACUUUAGUACAGCCCUUGAACAACAAUGGUGACAACUCAAGAGUCUUCUGGAAAAGACUGAAGGGGAGUUACAAAUGUUACAAUGGCACUAUUUGCAACAUUCUUUAAUGUUAAGUCAAAUAUUUUAUAACUUAUAGUGUUAUUUAAAACAUUUUAAAUGCAAUACAAAACUGAGAAAUCCACAGGUACUUGGGGUUGUGGCUUUUUUUAUCCAGUGUGGAGUUUGUUUUUCUUUUCCUUCUUUAAAGUACAGUUUGCCCAGAGGAUUUUAGAAUACGUUGAAAGUGGUGUUCAACUUCUCAAAGAUAUGUUGUCAGUCUGGGGGAGGACAUACACAUUAAGUAUGUACAUGAAAACUGGUUUGUGCAUAUUACAUGCAUUAAGUUUAUGUAUUAAAACAUCAAGAGUUUUGGUUAUAUGUCUAUAGUUUUGUCCCUGGAGAACUGCUGUGGUCACAAGGAAGUAUCUCAGUGUAGCAAAGAUAAGACACAAAAAAUAACUUUAGUAAUUUAGACCACACAAAGACAAGUCAACUUGGAAGCUAAAAACAAGGAAUGACACUUUUCAUUUAUUGUGCAGGAUUGCUGCACUCUUACAAAUUUUAAAAACUAAGUUUUGAUUCUUAGGCUCCUUUUGGUCACUUAAAUAGUGUGUCAUAAAAUUCCAUUAUGACUUUGGUUAAGGUGGCUUUCCAACCAGCACACAUUGCAUCAGAAGGUCAGUACCUGAAAGCUGUUUCUACUUGGUUUUGAUUAUCAUCAUCCUGUUUAAAACUGAAAAUAAAAUAAUGAAAUAUGUGAGUAUUUUUGAUUA